AAAAGAAGAAUUUUGUUUACAGUGCUGAAUAAAAUUCAAUAUACACUAAAUAAACAAUAGGUAUUCUCUUAUAAUUAAUUUCAGUGCAAUUUUCUCGCAUUUUGGACGAAUAUUAAAAUCAAUUUUUUAAAACAAAUUGUUUAUUAGCAUGUUUUAUACUACUUUUUAAUUUUUCUGGUUAAAUUUUACAAUACCCACAGUUUUUUAAACAAAUUGCCUAUUGCAAGCGAUAAUAUACGAGAACUUCACCUUACAAACAACUAAACUCUGGUUCUAACUUUGAACCGAGCAACACGAAUACAAUUACACAAGCAUUGGACUCACUACUAAACAGUACAAUUUAAAAAAGAACCGAUAACCAGUGAUUAAGUGAUUUCAAAGUAUUCUGUCAUCAGGGACACUUUUGUAAAUUCGUUCUGAUUAUUCAGAGUAUACAACGGUGAAGAAAACAUUUCUUCCUCUUUUUUUGGUCAAUUUUCGUACACAGUGGAAUGUUGUUUCUAUUUUCAUUUCCAAUGUGUUAAAUUUUGUUGGUGAUUGAACAAAUUGCAAAAUAAUGAAAAACGAGCCAUUAAUUUGUCUGCCGGGUCAAAGACUGUCGAUAUGCGAUGAAACGUACACGGCAGGAAGGGGUACAUACGAGCGACAAGGUUAUAUCUAUUCCACCUUGGCGGGUACCGUCGACAUAGUUGACAAAGAUGGAAUUAAAGUUAUCGAAGUACAUAGGACCGGCGAACAGACGGUAAUCCCAGGGCAGGGCGACGUCGUCACUGCUCAGGUAGACUUCAUCACCCAGCAAUAUGCAAAAUGUUACAUAAAAUGUGUAGGAGACACAGUACUUAGAAACCCUUACCGGGCGAUAAUUAGAAGGGAGUACGUUAGAGCCACCGAAAAGGACAAGACUGAAAUAUACAAAAGUUUCCGGCCAGGGGAUAUUAUUCUGGCCCGGGUGCUACCCAUAACCGAAGCACACGCCUACCAACUGACGACUGCGGAAAACGAAUUGGGCGUUGUUAUAGCUUACAGCGAACAUGGCUACCCUAUGGUGCCGGUCAGUUGGACUGAAAUGCAGUGCCCGAAAACGUUUGUUCGGGAACAUAGGAAAGUAGCGAAAAUAGUGCCGGAGAACGUGAGUGUAGAAGGAUUGGAUUUAAGCGAAUUAGCCGACAAAUUGGUUAGGAAUGUAGAAAUCAGUGAUAUCCACAAAUAGUGAAGAGGGGAGUAAAUCAAAAGUUUUAAAAUCUUUAAAUCUUGUUUUUAUUAAUGCAACAGUUCUUUGUUAUCGUUAGUUGUGCUGUGUUAUUUAACUACCUGCCAUAUGACAAUCCAAGUUUGUUUAUGUAUAGGGCGACCCAUUUAUUAUGUUAUCUUAGAACCUGUAAUAAAUAUUAAAAAAAAAACAAAGUUGUUUCAAUUUUCGGAUACCUUUAAAAUAUUAUAUUGUUUGAGGUUUGAAUUUUUGUGGAGCAGUAACCACUUUAUGUUCAAUUUAACACUCUGUAUAUUAGUU
This is a messenger RNA of Cylas formicarius (sweet potato weevil), 1510 nucleotides long. RefSeq names its product exosome complex component CSL4 (gene Csl4). Gene Ontology annotation, cellular component: cytoplasm; nuclear exosome (RNase complex). Lineage: Eukaryota; Metazoa; Arthropoda; Insecta; Coleoptera; Brentidae. Bases 557 to 1210 code for a protein of 217 amino acids. The transcript has 2 exons. Gene Ontology annotation, molecular function: RNA binding. The record is from RefSeq and is a predicted model, not a curated record. Gene Ontology annotation, biological process: RNA processing.